AUGGCAUCCGUGGGAAGUGUGAGAAGAGCCAGAGGAGUUAGGAAUGAGGGGCGAAGACAUGGUAGGCGAGAUCAAGCAAUUAGAGAUGGAGUAGAUAGGAACAUUGGGAGUAUUAAAAGGACGAUACCACAUUUUCAAGGGAGGAAUGACCUUGACGCUUUUAUCGAAUGGGAGAGGAAGGUGGAGCUUAUAUUUGAUUGCCAUAAUUACUCGGAAGAGAAGAAAGUGAAGCUUGUAGCGGUGGAAUUCACUGAUUAUGCCAUCAUUUGGUGGGACAAAUUGGUUAAGGAAAAAAGAAUGAACCAUGAAAGGCCCAUUGAGACCUGGGAAGAGAUGAAGACUUCUAAGGCAGGGGACGAGGAGAUGGAGAUAGCUUUGAUUCGGGCAAACAUUGAAGAAGAUGAAGAGGCAAUUAUGGCCAGGUUUUUAUGUAGUUUGAACCGAGAAAUUGCUAAUGUAGUGGAGCUACAAAAUUAUGUGGAGAUAGAAGACAUGGUUAGCAUGGCCAUGAAGGUAGAACGACAACUCAAGAGAGGGAGACCAGCGAAGCAAAAGGGUGGUUCUUAUUCAGGGUCUUCAAAUUGGAAGUCGAAAUGGGGUGCUAGUUCAAUAUCUGUAGAAAAACCCAAAUCGAAUGCUGAAAUGGGCAUGAACAGGAGCCAAUGGGACAAUAAAGAGAGAGAUAGUGGGGAGCUUGAAACUGAAGAUGAGGAAAGUGAUCACAUGCCAUUACAUGAUGAUUCUAGUGAUUGUGAAUAUGCUGCUGAGGGGAAUGCCUUAGUAAUCAUGCAAGCACUUAAUGCACAAAUGAAGGAAGAAGAGAGAGAUGAUGUGCAAAGGGAAAAUAUAUUCCACACUAGAUGCCAAGUGAAGGAUCGGGUAUGUAGUUUGAUCAUUGACGGGGGUAGCUGUGUGAAUGUGGCUAGCAAGUUACUUGUUGACAAGUUGGGAUUGCGUACAUUGAAGCAUCAUAGGUCAUAUAAUCUGCAAUGGCUGAAUGAAAGUGGAGAAGUGAAGGUGAACAAGCAAGUUCUGGUUUCCUUUACAAUUGGGAGAUACAAAGAUGAAGUUCUUUGUGAUGAUGAUAGAAAGGUGACACUUGUUCCAUUGACACCUAAUCAGGUGUAUGAGGAUCAGUUCCGAAUCAAGAUAUCAAUUUGUGAGAAAAGUGAGGAGUUUGGAGAUGUCUUUUCCAAGGAGUUACCCAAUCGUUUGCCACCAAUAAGGGGAAUAGAACAUCAAAUUGACUUUGUGCCAGGAGCCGUAAUUCUGAGCCGGCCAGCUUAUCGAAGUAAUCCGAAGGAAAUAAAGGAACUUCAAAGGCAAGUGGACGAGCUUUUAGCUCAAGGGCAUGUGCGUGAGAGCAUGAGUCCUUAUGCAGUCCCGGUGUUGCUGGUGCCAAAGAAAGAUGGUACUUAG
Punica granatum (pomegranate) is the source of this 1419-nucleotide messenger RNA. NCBI's taxonomy places the organism in Eukaryota, Viridiplantae, Streptophyta, Magnoliopsida, Myrtales, Lythraceae. The record is from RefSeq and is a predicted model, not a curated record.